UCCAAAAUGGCGGCGAACUUUUGGCUUUCUUCGCACUGCAAUCAAUGGCUCCUUGACCGUGAAGAAAUCGAACUAGAAAGGCAGCGAGACUACCAAAAUCUUAAAGACGACGACUACAAGAAGAUACAGAUCUUUUUUAUCAAUUUCAUGCAAGCUUUAGGAGAACAUUUGAAGCUACGCCAACAAGUAAUUGCAACUGCCUCUUUGUACUACAAAAGAUUUUAUGCAAGAAAUUCUUUGAAAAACAUUGAUCCUCUUCUUAUGGCUCCGACGUGCAUGUACUUAGCUCACAAGACGGAGGAGUGUGGUGUGAUAUCUAACAGUCGUUUUAAUGCUGCUUGUAACGCCGUGGUGAAGAACAAAUUCUCUUUCGCUUUUCCCGGGGAUCAGUUUCCGUACAGAAUGACCCAGGUUCUUGAGUGUGAAUUUUUUUUACUUGAGAUGAUGGACUGUUGCUUGAUUGUAUACCACCCUUACAGACCUCUUACCCAGUAUGUUGCUGAUCUUGGAAUGGAAGAUGCAAUUCUGCCAAUUGCGUGGCGCAUUUUGAAUGAUAGUUUACGAACAGAUGUCUCUCUUAUCUAUCCCCCUUACCAGAUUGCAUUGGCUGCCAUUUACAUGGCUUGUGUCAUUCAACAGAAAGAUUCCAAGCAGUGGUUUGCAGAACUAUCUGUUGAUAUGGACAAAGUACUGGAAAUCACACAGGAAAUCUUACAGCUGUAUGAACUGUUUAAGAGCUAUGAUGAAAGAGCUGAAAUUUCUGCAGUACUUAGCCGAGCUCCAAGACCAAAAGUCAGGCCAACGUCUGCCACACCCGGACAGACUCCAUCUCCUGUACCACCAGAAUCCUGACUAGGAACUCUAUGAUGUUCUUUCUUACCUUUCAAAAACAUUUUGGCCAAAAUAUCUUUAACACUUUCACUCCCAAGAUCUCAUUAGCAAUUCCCCUUUCUGUU
Stylophora pistillata is the source of this 956-nucleotide messenger RNA. Its product is annotated as cyclin-C. The record is from RefSeq and is a predicted model, not a curated record. Gene Ontology annotation, molecular function: cyclin-dependent protein serine/threonine kinase regulator activity. NCBI's taxonomy places the organism in Eukaryota, Metazoa, Cnidaria, Anthozoa, Scleractinia, Pocilloporidae. Gene Ontology annotation, biological process: regulation of transcription by RNA polymerase II.